This is a messenger RNA of Cucurbitaria berberidis CBS 394.84, 1000 nucleotides long. Its product is annotated as putative short chain type dehydrogenase. Lineage: Eukaryota; Fungi; Ascomycota; Dothideomycetes; Pleosporales; Cucurbitariaceae. The record is from RefSeq and is a predicted model, not a curated record. Bases 119 to 958 code for a protein of 279 amino acids. The transcript has a single exon. Gene Ontology annotation, molecular function: oxidoreductase activity, acting on the CH-OH group of donors, NAD or NADP as acceptor.
AAAUAUCCAGGGUUUGAUAAAACAAUUCAUCUUGUACUUCCUAUAUCAUUAGACCGUGGCAAGUUCAUCUUUUCGUUCUCUUGUCUUCCUUCAACAUCACAUUUCUUCCACUUUUACGAUGAGCGCAUACACCUUUCCAACGUUUCCGGAUCUCAAGGACAAAAUUGUUCUUGUAAUGGGCAUAGGCCAAACCCGGGUAGAAGGAUCUUCCAUCUGGGGCAACGGAGCCGCAACCGCACGCGCCUUCUGUUCUAACGGAUGCAAAGUCUUUGGCUGUGACAUCAAUCUCACCGCUGCCGAGUUCACCGCAACUAGGUUACGCGAUGAGGGUGGGAUAUGCGAUGUCAUGGCUGCGGAUGUCACAUCGUCCUCUGACGUGAAAAAGGUGGUCGACGCGGUGAUGGAAAAGUAUGGCCGGAUAGACGUCCUGGUGAACAACGUUGGCAUGACCAGACCAGGCACCCCAGGGAGUAUUUCGGAAGAGGUGUGGGACCAACAGAUGGAUUUGAACCUCAAGAGCGUAUACCUGAGCUGCCACCACGUGCUCCCUAUCAUGGAGAAACAGAACCAAGGAGCUGUCGUCAACAACGCGUCCAUCGCUGGUGUGUCCUACAUUGGAAAAGCGCAAGUCGCAUACUCCACUGCGAAGGCCGCUAUAAUACACUUUACACGGGUAUCAGCGGUAAUGUACGCGCCAAAAGGCGUGCGAUUGAAUUGCGUGGUCCCUGGUUUCAUCUUGGUCCCAUUGGUAGAGAAUCUGGGGAAAAGUGAUAAAGAAGAAGAUAGAGAAGUGUAUAGGAAGAUUACGCAGCACAAUGUGCCGAUGGGAAGAAUGGGUGAGCCGGAAGAUGUCGCAAACGCAGCGCUGUGGCUGGCCAGUGCAGCGAGCAAGUAUGUUACGGGGCAACCUCUAGUCGUCGACGGCGGGUUGACAAGCCAGACGGGGACUGGGCAGUAGGAGAUUCUGAAGAUAUAGUGCUGUUUGGUAGAGAACUAGUUC